GUUCAAAAAAAGUAGUUAAGUUUGUUCAAGUUGAGGAUUCAGUUGAACUUGAACCAAACCAAACUGAACAUAGGAACGAACAUAUAUGGAACCCAGUGGAGAAUAUAAAAACAGGAGGGGAGGUCUGGUGCAGGAAUCAAGUAGAAUCAAAAAUGUUUGGAAAUCAUAGCAUUAGUUGCUUGAAAAUAAUGUACCAACCAUAUAAGCGUGACUUUGAUGUCUGUGAUCAAGACAAUGAUUAUGAUGCUGAUAAUGAAACUAAGGAAUUAAAAACCUCAAAAUUAGAAUCUGUCAAUGAAGAUUACGAGAAAAAUAAUGCUGACGCAUCUACUAGUGAAGACAUCAAUCCAAAUGAUAGGACACAAGUUGCCACUGCUAUCAAUGCCGCUGAUAUAGUGAUGAUUACUACUUCAAUCAACCAAUCGUAA
Messenger RNA from Entrophospora sp. SA101, 428 nucleotides. The record is from the annotation of a GenBank genome assembly. NCBI's taxonomy places the organism in Eukaryota, Fungi, Glomeromycota, Glomeromycetes, Entrophosporales, Entrophosporaceae.